CUGUGCAUGCAUAUGAGGACUCUUCUUGGCAUCAUCUCUCUCCUUCUCUUUCUCUUGUCUUUCCCCUCUGCAUCGGAGUCGUAUGGUCUCCGCAGGCUUCAGGAGAAGGGCGGCUACCUCACCCAAGAGGAGCACUGGUUCCACCAAACCCUCGAUCACUUCUCCCCCACGUGUCAUAGUAUAUUCAAGCAGCGAUUUUACGAAUUUCUUGAUUACUACCAAGCUCCAAAUGGACCAAUAUUUCUCAUAAUUGGUGGUGAAUCAGAACUAGAUGGGAUCUACCACAGUUAUGUAUCUGUGCUAGCAAAGAAGUUUGGUGCAGCUUUGGUUUCUCUUGAGCAUAGGUACUAUGGAAAGAGUUCACCUUUCAAAAUACUGUCAACAGAAAACCUAAGGUUUCUAUCCUCCAAACAGGCAUUGUUUGACUUGGCUGUUUUCCACAAAUAUUACCAAGAGCAUUUGCAUGGAAAAUAUAAUAUGUCAGAAUAUGAGAGUGCAUGGUUUGUGAUUGGUAGCUCAUAUGCUGGAGCACUUAGUGCAUGGUUCCAUUUGAAGUUUCCUCACCUAACUUGUGGGAGUCUUGCAAGCUCUGCAUCUAUUCUUGCAAGCUACAACUUCAUUGAAUAUGACCAACAGGUUGGAGAGUCAGCUGGUGCUGAAUGUAAAGCUGUGUUGCAAGAAAUUACUACUCUUGUGGAUAGGAAACUUGAGGAAGAAGGACAACAAGUGAAGAACUUGUUUGGUGCAACUAAGAUUAGCAACAAUGUCGACUUUUUGUAUCUUCUAGCUGAUGCUGCAGCUGCAGCUUUUCAGUAUGGGUUUCCUGAUGAUCUAUGUUCUCCUCUUGUUGAUGCCAAGACAAAUGGGAAGGACUUAUUGAGAGUAUAUGCUACUUAUGUUAAGGAUUAUUAUCUUAGGAGAUACUCAUCGAUCGAACUUUACGAUCGACAACAUUUUCGGAAUACGACUCCCAAUGAAAUUAGCGCGGGUCGAUUAUGGUCUUUCCAAAUUUGUACCGAAUUUGGAAAUUUCCAAGUGGCACCAAAAUUUGAUGCUAUUCGUUCGCCAAAGAUUGAUUUAAGGUAUCAUCUGGACCUUUGCAAGGAUAUGUUUGGAGAAGGGAUCUCCCCAAACCUGAAUAUGACCAACAUUUAUUAUGGAGGCACAAAUAUUGCUGGUUCAAAAAUAAUCUUUACCAAUGGCUCACAAGAUCCUUGGCGCCAUGCAUCCAAGCAAACAUCAACCAAAGAUUUGCCUUCCUACUUGAUCAAAUGUCACAAUUGCGCGCAUGGCAUCGAUAUCAUUGGUUGCCCUAAGUCAGCUUCAAAAAUUAAAGGUGGUCUGGAACAGUGCACAACAGCGGUGCAACAAGUGAGACAGCACAUCACAGACCACAUUGGCUUGUGGCUUUCACAAUGUUCAGUCACUAUGAGUUCAUAA
Messenger RNA from Musa acuminata subsp. malaccensis (wild Malaysian banana), 1440 nucleotides. RefSeq names its product probable serine protease EDA2. Gene Ontology annotation, cellular component: vacuole. The record is from RefSeq and is a predicted model, not a curated record. Gene Ontology annotation, molecular function: serine-type exopeptidase activity; dipeptidyl-peptidase activity. Gene Ontology annotation, biological process: proteolysis. NCBI's taxonomy places the organism in Eukaryota, Viridiplantae, Streptophyta, Magnoliopsida, Zingiberales, Musaceae.